Molecule: messenger RNA, 845 nt
Organism: Musca vetustissima
Lineage: Eukaryota; Metazoa; Arthropoda; Insecta; Diptera; Muscidae
Product: thioredoxin-related transmembrane protein 2 homolog
Exons: 1
Coding region: 5-838 (277 amino acids)
Cellular component (GO): membrane-bounded organelle
Molecular function (GO): disulfide oxidoreductase activity
Source: RefSeq, a predicted model, not a curated record
AAAGAUGACACUGAAAAAGGAAUUACGUCUACUGGCUAAACCCUAUUAUUGGGUAAACAUAAUAAUAUCGCUAUCAUAUUUAAUAUCCAAAAAGACAAUACCCAUCUGUUCAAGGAUUUUCCGACAUCGAGAUGAAGAGAUGUGCGAAUUGGAUAGCCGAGAAACGGAAAUUCUUUUCUUUCUGCUCAUCAUCAUAAUGAUUCGAUCGAGGAAAACGGGCAGUGUGACAAUGGUCAAUUACUUGUCCUCGUCGUUUUUGUACACCAAAGUAGCAAAUGGCAUUUUGUGGGCCUACAGUGAUUUCCGCUAUGGCCUUGGGUUCUUAUUGAUAUGUGUGUUGGUUGGCAUGCUGUUGCCAGAACCCACAUACAAGGGACCCGAACACAUUACCUACUUCCGUACAGCCCAAGCUUUCGAGGAUGAGUUGGCUCGCGAUAAACGCAUCAACUGGCUUAUUUGUUUCUACACCGUAUGGAAUCCAAGCUGUGUCAAUUUUGCCCCAGUGUUUGCUGAAUUAUCGGCUGAAUAUAAUCUGGAUAACUUGAAAUUCGGUAAAAUCGAUAUUGGACGUUUCCCCGAAACUGCACAAAAGUAUCACAUAUCCGACAGCAGCUUCUCCCGUCAAUUGCCAACAGUUAUUCUCUUCCAAAAUGGCAAGGAGGUGGAGAGACGUCCUAUGGCCGAUGUCAAGGGCAAAUUACAGAAGUUCUUCUUUUCAUCGGACAAUGUUCGAGCUGCUUUCGGUCUAAAUAAUCUGUAUAAACAGUGUGUGGAGAAUCCACUCAAACCUUCCAAGCAACAACAACAAAUCUCUGCCAAUGCUAAAAAGACUAACUAGAUACAAC